AUGCCCGUUGACUUUUUAGCCAGUGUUGUCAUAGAUGGACCACAAGCCAUCCCUUAUUGGGAUCAAAUCAAGGAGCAUGCACCAACGGUAUUACCUAUAGUUGCCAGUAUCGGUGCUGCAAAGUAUUAUUUCCGUGGAGCUACAAAUACUUGGGAGAGAGACAUGCAUGGCAAAGUGUAUAUGAUUACUGGUGGAACAAGUGGGAUAGGUGCUAGUAUAGCCUACGAGUUGGCGCAAAAAGGUGCGCAAUUGAUCUUUCUUACGAGAAGAACCAAUGAUCUUUGGCUUGCUGAAUAUAUUGAAGAUCUUCGUGACCAAACAAGCAAUUCCUUGCUAUAUGCCGAGGAAUGCGAUUUGAAUUCACUAUACUCGAUUCGUAAAUUUGUUACUAAAUGGCUAGACAACCAGCCGCCAAGAAGAUUGGAUGGUGUUAUUUGUUGUGCUGCUGAAGCCAUUCCACGAAAUAGCCAGCGUCAGAUUACGGUGGAUGGUGUUGAAAAACAGAUUGGUAUAAAUUACUUGGGUCACUUCCAUUUGUUGACUUUGCUCGAGCCUAGUUUGAAAGUGCAACCUCCAGAUAGAGAUGUUCGAGUAUUGAUUGCCACUUGCUCAUCACAAAACUUGGGCGAAGUUGAUCUUGAAGAUUUGCUUUGGGAAAAUAAAAGAUAUCCCGUGUCGCAACCUUGGAAGUUGUAUGGUACUUCGAAAUUGCUACUUGGGUUAUUUGCCAAGCAUUAUCAAAGGCAAUUGAUGGCAUUUGAACGUAAGGACCAGGCGCCAUGUAAUAUUAGGAUCAAUAUGGUGAAUCCGGGCUUGGUGCGUUCACCUUCGACCAGAAGGUUCUUGUCGAUGGGUACGAUAUGGGGGUUGAUUUUGUAUGUGCUUUUAUUCCCCAUUUGGUGGUUAUGUUUGAAGAGUGUUGGUCAGGGAGCGCAAACAUUCUAUUUUGGAUUAUUUGCACCUAUUUUCCCCAAGAUCGAGGGUGGGAAUAUUUUGCAGGAGUGUAAGAUUGUGACCAAGCUGAGAAGGGAGUAUUCAGACGAAGAAUUGCAAGAAAAGGUUUUCCACAAUACGCAAGAAUUGAUCAAGAAAUUGGAAACACAGUCAGCUAUGGAGAGGAACAAAAAUAAGUCUAAGGAAGAGCUUUUAAAAGAAAAAGAAGAGAAGCUUAAGAAGAAGCGAGAUCUCAAUAUCCAACCAAAGUCAACUGAAGAGUUGGAACACAAAUUGGAUGCAUUGAGGAGCCAAAUUGGAAUAGGGACAAGCUCAGGUGUCAAAAGCAAUGGCGCAGCUGAAGAGCUUCCACUUUUCCCCGAUGAAGAGGCAUUGAAGAAUGCACGAUCUACUGCGAGAAGUAGCGGUGCUGGUACUACUUUGACAAAAGGAGCUAAUGGUAAAGGUAAUAGUAAACAAAAGGGCAAAAAGAAGACAUAG
This is a messenger RNA of Lodderomyces elongisporus, 1434 nucleotides long. Its product is annotated as putative oxidoreductase. The record is from RefSeq and is a predicted model, not a curated record. The transcript has a single exon. NCBI's taxonomy places the organism in Eukaryota, Fungi, Ascomycota, Pichiomycetes, Serinales, Debaryomycetaceae. The coding region runs from base 1 to 1434 and encodes 477 amino acids.